This is a messenger RNA of Hyphopichia burtonii NRRL Y-1933, 1163 nucleotides long. RefSeq lists its product as uncharacterized. Gene Ontology annotation, cellular component: Golgi apparatus; ER to Golgi transport vesicle membrane; late endosome membrane. The annotation marks the transcript as partial. The record is from RefSeq and is a predicted model, not a curated record. The transcript is spliced from 2 exons. Gene Ontology annotation, molecular function: SNAP receptor activity; SNARE binding. NCBI's taxonomy places the organism in Eukaryota, Fungi, Ascomycota, Pichiomycetes, Serinales, Debaryomycetaceae. Gene Ontology annotation, biological process: endoplasmic reticulum to Golgi vesicle-mediated transport; vesicle fusion.
GAUGAAUUCAUUAUAUAACCAUGGUAUAAAGCAGACCCAGCUACUUACCAAGGAUUUGGCUACGUUUGAGAAAAACUUAUCCACUUCACCAUUAUCUUUACAAGGAUCCAUAACCACCACCUUAAACGCAUUCAAUAAAACGAUACGAGACUAUGAAGAUUUGGUGAAUCAAAAUAAACAUGACGAAUCCAAUUCUAAACAUGAAACCCGGUUGAACAAGUUUCAGGAAGACUUGGGCAAUUUUAAUAAAAAGUUUAACGAUUUAAAAUUACAAAGAGAGAAUAUAAUUCAAGAAAGUAAUAAGCAAGAAUUAAUGGGACGUAGAAACGUUCAUCAUUCAACAUCGGGUAAUCCCUAUAAUGAAGAACAACAAUAUGAACAACAACAACAACAACAACAACUAUCGGCACAAGAAAGCUUGUAUAAUGAAAGACAAUCUUUAUCUAGAGGUACUCAACAACUAGAUCAUAUAUUAGAAAUGGGACAACAAACUUUCGAAGAUAUAGUUGAACAAAAUGAAACAUUACGUAAAUUAGCAACCAAAUUUGAAGAAGGUUUGGUUACUUUAGGGGUAAGUCAAGGUACUAUUAGAACCAUUGAAAGAAGAGCCAAACAGGAUAAAUGGUUAUUUUGGGGAGGUGUCAUUGUUGUGGAGGAUAUUCUCGAAUCAUUCGCGUCUCGACACAAAUUUCACAAUUCAAUUACUUCAAAAGCCAUGUUCAUGGGCUCAAAAAUUGAAUACUGAGUGAUUUAUCAUAUUUGGUAAACACCUUUUUCGUUUAGUACCUUAUACCACUCUACAACCACUUUAACCAUCCAUAUCGCUCCUACGGAGUCCUCUACUACCAAUUAGAUACCAGAAUGUCAACGUCUGUCAAGAUGUCGAGAUCAAAAAAAAAAUGUCAAAGGUCGAAGGUGUUAUGAACAAUCUCGGAGCGAGGCUCUUAUCAUGAACCUUUGUGCCUAUACACUACGUAGCUAGAACCAAUAGCUCGAGUAUCCUCGAGCCUAGAAACCUGGUGGAGCACCAGUAGAGGGCCAGCAGAGGGCCAGUAGAGCACCAAUAGAGCACCAGUAAAGCACCAGUGAAGCACCAGUAGACCAGUCGAGGGCCAGUCGAGUAGAGUAGAAUUGACAGAACAGCUACCGACGGCCGUCAACCG